Messenger RNA from Lasiodiplodia theobromae, 1158 nucleotides. Its product is annotated as Plasma membrane low affinity zinc ion. Gene Ontology annotation, biological process: zinc ion import across plasma membrane. NCBI's taxonomy places the organism in Eukaryota, Fungi, Ascomycota, Dothideomycetes, Botryosphaeriales, Botryosphaeriaceae. The transcript is spliced from 3 exons. The record is from RefSeq and is a predicted model, not a curated record. The coding region runs from base 1 to 1158 and encodes 385 amino acids. Gene Ontology annotation, molecular function: low-affinity zinc ion transmembrane transporter activity. Gene Ontology annotation, cellular component: plasma membrane.
AUGUCGGUCGUUGAGAAUGCCCUCGGCGUUGCACACUUGGUGCUGCGCCAGGAUUCCACCGAGUCCGGCGCCUCUGGGUCCGUGCCUGAGGACCUCAUUGGUACUCCUGGCUACUGUGACACCAGCAACGAGUACGACGGAAGAAUGGGCGUGAGGAUCUCAUCCAUCUUCGUCAUUCUGAUUGGCUCUCUACUCGGUGCUUGGUUCCCCGUCUGGGCUCGCCGCCAUGCGGGUUCCAGCAUGCCCGAGUGGCCCUUCUUCGUCGCCAAGUUCUUCGGUUCCGGUGUCAUCAUUGCAACCGCCUUCAUUCAUCUGCUUGCGCCCGCUGUCGAGGCUCUCACCAAUGAGUGCUUGACCGGCCCCAUCACCGAGUAUGACUGGGCUGAGGGCAUUGUCCUCAUGACCGUCAUGGUGCUCUUCUUCGUCGAACUCAUCGCCAUGCGCUACGCUCACUUCAACGGCCACGACCAUGGCCACGAAGAUGUCGAGGCCGACGGUCACGCCAUGGCCACCACCAAGGACGACGUUGAUAUGCACAAGAGCGCCGACAGCAUUGAACCCGCCGCGACCACGCCCGGCCAAGACCACCUCGGCCACAGCCGUGAACACGCCGCCAACGAGGAGUUCAAAGAGGACUGGGAGAACAAGGGUCUGUCGCCUGAGUCAUACGCCGCUCAGCUCACCGCCAUUUUCAUCCUCGAGUUCGGCGUCAUCUUCCACUCGAUCUUCAUCGGCCUGACGCUCGCCGUCUCGGGCGAGGAGUUCACCACCUUGUACAUCGUCCUCGUCUUCCACCAGACCUUCGAGGGUCUCGGUCUCGGUUCUCGUCUGUCUGCCGUCCCCUGGCCCAAGAGCAAGCGCUGGACCCCCUACCUGCUUGCCAUCGGCUUUGGUAUCUCGACUCCCAUUGCCAUCGCCAUCGGCCUCGGUGUCCGCAGCAGCUUCGCCCCUGAGAGCCAGACCUCGCUCAUCGCCAACGGCGUCUUCGACUCCAUCUCGGCCGGUAUUCUCAUCUACACCGGCCUCGUCGAGCUCAUGGCUCACGAGUUCAUGUUCUCCCCGAGCAUGGCCAAGGCUCCCAUCAAGAAGGUCAUCUCUGCCUUCGUCUUGAUGUGCUUGGGCGCCGGCCUGAUGGCCCUGCUUGGCAAGUGGGCGUAA